Molecule: messenger RNA, 204 nt
Organism: Penicillium malachiteum
Lineage: Eukaryota; Fungi; Ascomycota; Eurotiomycetes; Eurotiales; Aspergillaceae
Exons: 1
Coding region: 1-204 (67 amino acids)
Source: RefSeq, a predicted model, not a curated record
AUGCAAGCAGUCUUUGACACGGGAAGCUUGUUACAGACCAUCUUGCAAUCUGACCUCGAUGCCCUCGGGUUCGAUAUGUCGAACUACCCGAGCCCUGGUGAGUUGGUGAAUAUUACCACUGCCAACGGAGUGGGACAGGCGCAAUCCAUCCGCAUCGAGAUGCAAUUUCUAGAUCACCAGAAUCUCAAGCUACAUGAGGGUUGA